Arabidopsis thaliana (thale cress) is the source of this 2743-nucleotide messenger RNA. RefSeq names its product Phototropic-responsive NPH3 family protein (gene NPY3). The coding region runs from base 764 to 2503 and encodes 579 amino acids. The transcript has 5 exons. The record is from RefSeq and is marked reviewed. Gene Ontology annotation, cellular component: plasma membrane; cytosol. Gene Ontology annotation, biological process: positive gravitropism; protein ubiquitination. Lineage: Eukaryota; Viridiplantae; Streptophyta; Magnoliopsida; Brassicales; Brassicaceae.
CUAGUGCUAUAUUAUAUUGUAUUCAUUUUUAUUUUUGCAAAAGAAAAGAGAGAGAGAGAGAGAGAGGUCAGAAAGUGGAAACCACAGUUUAACUUGUCAGAUAUUAGCGUGACUGAAUUUAUGUAUACGCAUACAAUCUUUUGCUACUUGCUACUACUACUUUAACCAUUGCUUCCAAGAAAAAAGCAACAAACACACAUCACACGUAUUCUUCGAUUGAGACAAAUCCUGGGUUAUUUACCAAAAUACAACUUUUCUUUUUCUUUAAUCUCUUAUAUAGUUUAAUAAAGAUUGUUUUAUAAGUUGAGUGGUGGAGGCGGUGGUGCUGAUUCAGAGAGUGGGGUAUUGUAAGGAGAGAGAGAUAAAGGGGACAGAACAUUCUGAAGGGUUUUCAGAUUUGCACUAAAGGAGAAGGACGACGAAGAAACAACAGCUCAUCUUCUUUUGAUUUUCUCUGUUUUUUUCUUUCUUUCUUUCUUUUAACGUUAUAGAGUUUUUUUUGUUGGAUUGCUGUUUUGUGUUUUGUCGGAUUACUCUUGGAUUAGAUAGAGUUCUCUGUUCCUCUCUCUGUCUACUACACACAAAGCAGCAGCAGCAGCAGCAAUAUAGCCCACACUUUUUUGCCUCUUGUCUUUGUUUCAUUUCAUCGAAUUGAUCCUAAAGAAGGUUUCUUUUCCCACCACCAAAGAGAUUCCAAGUUGAGGGAAAAAGAGAGCAGAACAAUCUUCAGAAAUCUAUUUCUGGCUUUGUUUAUUUGUGAGAAAUGAAGUUUAUGAAACUUGGAUCCAAACCUGAUUCGUUUCAGUCUGAUGAAGAUUGCGUAAGAUAUGUAGCAACGGAGUUAGCGACUGAUGUAGUUGUAAUUGUUGGAGACGUGAAAUUUCAUCUUCAUAAGUUUCCUCUUCUUUCCAAAAGCGCUCGUCUUCAGAAGUUGAUAGCCACAACCACGACCGAUGAGCAAUCAGAUGAUGAUGAAAUCCGCAUUCCCGAUAUCCCGGGAGGGCCACCAGCGUUUGAGAUAUGCGCGAAAUUCUGUUACGGAAUGGCUGUGACUCUCAACGCAUACAAUGUUGUAGCUGUGCGUUGCGCUGCUGAGUAUCUCGAGAUGUAUGAAUCGAUUGAAAACGGGAAUCUUGUUUACAAGAUGGAGGUUUUCUUGAACUCUAGUGUUUUGAGAAGCUGGAAAGACUCCAUUAUAGUUCUCCAGACGACGAGAUCAUUUUAUCCGUGGUCUGAAGAUGUGAAACUCGAUGUACGGUGUUUGGAGUCAAUCGCUUUGAAAGCUGCUAUGGAUCCUGCAAGAGUUGAUUGGUCUUAUACUUAUAACCGAAGAAAGCUUCUUCCCCCCGAGAUGAACAACAAUAGCGUACCGAGAGAUUGGUGGGUCGAGGAUCUCGCUGAGCUCAGCAUUGAUUUAUUUAAAAGAGUGGUUUCGACUAUUAGACGAAAAGGCGGUGUUUUGCCUGAGGUUAUCGGAGAAGCUCUUGAGGUAUAUGCAGCAAAGAGAAUCCCUGGUUUCAUGAUUCAAAACGAUGAUAAUGAUGAUGAAGAAGAUGUGAUGGAACAAAGAUCUUUGUUGGAGACAUUGGUUUCGAUGUUGCCUAGUGAGAAACAGAGUGUUUCUUGUGGAUUCUUGAUCAAGCUGUUGAAAUCCUCUGUUUCUUUCGAAUGUGGAGAAGAAGAGAGGAAAGAGUUAAGUAGAAGAAUCGGAGAGAAGCUAGAGGAAGCAAAUGUGGGUGAUCUCUUGAUCAGAGCUCCAGAGGGAGGUGAAACAGUCUAUGACAUUGACAUUGUUGAAACCUUAAUCGAUGAGUUUGUUACACAAACAGAGAAAAGAGACGAGCUUGACUGUUCAGACGACAUCAACGACAGUUCAAAAGCAAAUGUCGCCAAGUUAAUCGAUGGAUACUUAGCUGAAAUCUCCAGAAUCGAAACCAAUUUGUCUACUACAAAGUUCAUUACAAUUGCAGAAAAGGUUUCAACUUUCCCAAGACAAUCACACGAUGGUGUGUAUCGUGCCAUUGACAUGUUCUUGAAGCAACAUCCAGGAAUAACAAAGAGUGAGAAGAAAUCAUCAAGCAAAUUAAUGGAUUGCCGGAAAUUAUCGCCGGAGGCUUGUGCUCACGCCGUGCAAAACGAGAGGUUACCAUUACGAGUCGUUGUACAAAUCCUCUUCUUCGAGCAAGUUCGUGCCACCACGAAACCUUCUCUUCCACCGAGCGGCUCGCACGGGAGCUCAAGAACGACAACAGAAGAAGAGUGUGAGUCAGUCACAGCCACGGAGGAGACGACAACUACGACGAGAGACAAGACGAGUAGUUCUGAGAAGACGAAAGCAAAAGGAGUUGUAAUGUCUCGGAUUUUCUCGAAGCUUUGGACAGGUAAAGAUAAAGAUGGCGUUGGAGAUGUUAGUAGCUCAGAUACAUCUGAAAGUCCUGGCUCAGUUACUACCGUCGGUGAUAAAUCGACGCCGUCGACUCGCCGGAGAAGGUCAUCGUCUUGACUUUAGACAAUUUGGGCUUUUUAAAAAUCAGGGCUUUUCUUUAAGCUAACAAAUUUGGGUUUUUUUGUUUUGGUGAUUAAUAACCCAAAGUUAUUGGUUAUGUGAACCGUUACAAUUUUGAGAAAUCCAAAUUCUAAUGACUAAUGUUGCCUCUUUUUGUUUUGUCAAGAAUUCUACUAAUGUUACCCUUUUAGUUUUCUUUUUAAAUUUAACUAAAAAGUAAUAUAACCGUUUUGGCCC